AUGGAUUGCACGGGUCUGAGUAGUGAUGGUGCUGCCUACCGGUCUCGCGGGUACCAACUGGAAAUGUUAGAGGCUAGCCGUAAAGAGAAUAUCAUUGUCGCUCUUGUCUGGUUUCUUGCUCCCACCGUGGCAUUGAGCCUUCAACAACAUGAAGUCAUCACUAGCCAGAUCCUCUCUGUGAAAACUAAAGUUUUAACUGGUUUGGACAAUGUCGACCGAUGGACUGAACAGGGUGUAUGGGACAAAGUGCUCAAGGAUGUCCGCGUGGUUGUCUCAACCUAUGCUGUCCUUGCUGAUGCUUUAGGCCAUGGUUUCGUUCGCAUGUCCCGACUUUCUCUCCUUAUUUUUGAUGAGGCUCAUCAUUGCACAAGACGCCACCCGGCGAACAAGAUUAUGCAAAAUCACUACCGUCCUACCCUACUAAGGUUCGGUCCAAAUGCUGUACCUCGGAUUUUGGGACUUACUGCUAGCCCAGUAGUCCGUUCGAGUCAGAAUGAGCUUGAGACAAUCGAAUCUAACUUGGAUGCGAUAUGCAAGACUCCACGUGUCCAUCGUACUGAACUUUUGGAGAAUACCCAUCGCCCUCGUCUUGAGCGUGUUAAUUAUAUACAUUUUGAUGAAGCACAGUAUGGCUUUGGAAGCCAGCUACUCUCAUCUCUCAUAGAAUGUUGCAAGGCCUAUAACAUAGAGGAUGACCCUUGGGUCGAAUCAUUACGGUCAAAGAAUCAGACUGCGGAGCUGACGAAGGCCCUCACUACAGGUAAGACCUUCUGUAGCGAGCAACUGAGCAUUUUCCAGGCGCGCAGCCGUCAUAUUUACGAGGAGCUUGGAGGUUGGGCUACCGACUUCUUCAUCAGCACUUCAAUUGACCAACUCCAGCUUUCAAUCCAAGAUGCUAGUGAGAUGUCACAUCUGGACCAAAUGGAGAGAAUUUACCUCUUGGAACUGCUGCGUGCAAUGCCUGCACCAGGUUCAGCCGAGAGUGAUCACGUAUCCAUCAAGCUUGAAAUGCUUAUCAACUUUCUCGAAAAAAUGGAUGGGCCUGGGUUUUCUGGACUACUCUUCGCAAAGCAGAGAGUAACUGUUAGUGUGUUGGCUCGAAUUUUAUCUUUACAUCCCAAAACUAGAGAUCGCUUCCAGUGUGCCGCUUAUGUUGGUUGGGCGAGUGAUAGAAGCCGCAAAAGCUGUCUUGGUGACCUACUUCAUCGUGAUAUGCAACGGGAUACUCUGGAUGAAUUCAAAGCUGGCCGCAAAAAUCUCAUUGUCGCCACCGAAGUCCUCGAAGAAGGGAUUGACAUAAGCGCGUGCAAUAUGGUCAUCUGCUUUGACAAACCUGCGAACCUCAAGUCCUUUGUCCAGCGGCGUGGGCGUGCUCGUCAUAGAGAAUCUACAUAUGCUGUCAUGAUCUCAAAUGAGGAUGAGUUGUUGAGUCUUCACAAAUGGCAGGAACUGGAGCAGGCUAUGAUUAAAGCGUAUCAAGAUGACGAGCGACAUCGUCGGGAACUUUAUGAACUCGAAGCCACCGACGAAGAUGUCAAAGACAUACUAUGGGUGGAAAAGACGAGUGCUCGGUUGACGGCGGACGAUGCAGUGCAGCAUCUACAUCACUUUUGCGCUGUAUUGCCAGUUGAUGAGUUUUGCGACAACCGACCAAUGUUUUCCUUCGAAGAGAACAGUGCGGGAUUGCUUUUGGGCACAGUCACAUUGCCAAAUUCGGUGCAUCCGACAGUUCGACGAACAACGGGGAGAUCUUGGUGGCGCACAGAACGAGCAGCCAGAAAGGAUACUGCAUUUCAAGCAUACAAAGCUUUGCAUUCAUAUGGGUUAGUCAAUGACAAUCUUUUGCCGUUGACACGAAAACCAGAGUUGAGAUUCACGGAACAGGCAACUCUCCCAUCCAUUAUCCAAGCUGCAGAACAGUAUGACCCUUUUGUAGAACUUGCACAAGGCUGGUCUUCCCGCCAACUGUGCCAGACACGCUUGAAGAUAUAUAGUAAUGGUUGUGUCGAUGAAGAUCUGGCUAUCUCCCUAGUUUUGCCAAGGUUGACCCCGACGCCGCAGCCUAUUCCUCUCUACUGGGAACCUGAAACCUCCAUGAAACUCUACUUUGAUCCACAAAUGACGGAUUUUGAGGCCACAAUAGAGACAUUGGAUCAAAUGAGAAAAAUCACAGCUCUCUAUCUACAAGCUCCAAGCUCACGUCAGCGAGGAGAUGACCGUGACUUCGUGGCUCUCUUUGUCCCCAAUAUCUCACAUGACCGCCUGGGAGAAUGGCUUGCGGUGUAUGAAGGAAAGGAGCCCGCGCUGGAAGCCUACUUGAGGAAUCCAACUUCGCCGCCCAUGGGUAUCAUCCGUGACCAGUCCAAAUUCAGCGAGCCACGGACAUUCAGCAGAUGGAUUGUUCCCACCGAAGUAUCAAAGUCAUCGCCUAUUGAAAUUGAAUGUUCAUCACUUCCCCGUCGACGAAAUCUCCUCCAGGUGCGAGCCGUGAAUGUCGCUGAAGACGGAGAGGUAGAUGCACCAAAGAAGUCUUACGUCCUACCUGCUUCGGCUUGCAUUAUCGACAAGCUCCCAGCAAAACAGGCUCUCUUUGGACUUUUUAUCUCUGCCAUUCUAGACCGGCUGGAGGCAUCAUUGGUCGCACAUCGAUUGAACGAUACCAUUUUGAAAGGAAUCGGAAUCCAAAAUAUCGCUCAUGUCAUUACGGCUAUCAGCGCGCCGAUUGCACAGGCCAGCACCAACUAUCAGAGAUAUGAGUUUUUUGGUGACUCCGUUCUCAAAUUCACCGUUAGUUGUCAGCUGUUUUUCCGGAACACCAAGUGGCACGAGGGCUACCUCUCAGAGAGCCGUGACAAACUCAUCCAAAACACUCGCCUUGCCCGUGCAGCCCUGGACACCGGCAUUGAUUGCUUUAUUCUAACGAGCCGAUUCACCCCUCGAAAAUGGGCUGCACCGUUGAUCAGGAACAAGUUGGACGCAUCAACAGCCAAAAGAAACAUAUCAACCAAGGUCCUGGCAGACGUUGUGGAAUCUCUCAUCGGCGCAGCAUAUGUGGACGGCGGAAUUCGCAAAGCGCAAGCCUGUCUCCAUCGCUUCUUGCCAGAAAUUGAUCUCUUCACAAAUGAUAUUUCACCCCCCAUUCUCCCAGAAGGGAAAGGCGUGAGCAACUUAAUCAACCAACACCGACUAGCCGGUCUGAUCGGGUACACUUUCCAAGAACCAGCCCUCCUAACAGAGGCACUCACGCACGCAUCCUGCGAGUACGAUACAUCAACACAAUCGUACCAACGCCUAGAGUUCCUCGGCGAUGCCGUCCUCGACAUGGUCGUCAUGGCAGUGAUAGCAGCCCACCCCGUGGAAAUGGAUCAGGGUCCAAUGACACUGCUCAAACAUUCCGUCGUGAACGCCAACCUCCUCGCUUUCUUCUGCAUGGAGCUAUGCGCUCCAGAUGAACCUUCCCACAUCACCCAAAUCAACGGUGACAUCAACCUUGUGCCACAAUAUGACCAGAUCCACUUAUGGCGUUUCCUACGCUCCCAUGGCCCUAACAUCAAAUCCGCUCGGGAAGCAUGUCUCGAGCGACACCAAGGUCUCCGUGGUGAGAUUCGCGAGGCCCUGGAACACGGAACUCAAUACCCGUGGGAAUUGUUCGCCCGCCUGCGCGCGGAUAAAUUCUUGUCGGAUAUCAUCGAGAGUGUUCUUGGGGCGAUUUUCAUUGACUGUGGGGGUGAUUUGAAUGUGUGUCAUGCAUUCGUCGAACGUAUCGGUUUGGUCUGGUACAUUCAGCGUGUUAUUGCCGACGGGGUCAAUGUUGUUCAUCCGCGGAACAUUGCCCAGAACAUGGUCAAGGGAGCAGGUACAUUGGUCUUUAAGAGGAAGAGGGUCGAGUCGGGGGGUGUGGCUACGUAUCGGUGCUCGGCGAUCGUAAACCAGAAUGAGAUCGCGCUGGUCGAGGGUUGUGCUUCUGCCGAAGAGGCUGAGGUUAAGGUCGCCAAUGUUGCUAUUGAGCACUUGACGUUACACCCGAUGGUUUCUACAUGA
Penicillium griseofulvum is the source of this 4041-nucleotide messenger RNA. Its product is annotated as putative RNA helicase/RNAse III. The coding region runs from base 1 to 4041 and encodes 1346 amino acids. Gene Ontology annotation, cellular component: RISC complex; cytoplasm; nucleus. Lineage: Eukaryota; Fungi; Ascomycota; Eurotiomycetes; Eurotiales; Aspergillaceae. Gene Ontology annotation, molecular function: RNA binding; ATP binding; ribonuclease III activity. The record is from RefSeq and is a predicted model, not a curated record. Gene Ontology annotation, biological process: siRNA processing. The transcript is spliced from 5 exons.